CGUCUAAAAAUAGAUUUUCAAUAUUGCACAAUAAGGCGGAAGUUAGCGCAACAGUGGUAUAUAAAGCAUGAUACUGAAGAAGAAAAUAACAGCAUCAAAACUCACUUUGGAAGUACAAAACAUUUUAAAUGGUGUUCAAAAUUGGAAAGUAUGGAACCCGCUCAGGGCAUACGGUAGAAGGGAUGAACAAACGUUUCGUACAGCGCUACAGGCGCUCGGCGUAUCUCAUCUGGUCUAACUUGGGCCACAGUGAUGAUGUUAGAUUCCGUACUUCCGGCGCUCUGUGUGAGAAUGAGAGUCUUCCGGAAAACGUUGAGCUUACACUCAACAAACGGAGAAGGUGGGAGAUCCCGGAAGUGUUAAAAGAUCUCAUCCUAAAUCAUGAAACCUUGGAGGACAUUGGGAUUCAGUUGAUACUCCGUCACCGGAUCUGCAGGAGCGCAAACUGCGUCAGCGUCUAUGCCACGGACGGCCUGUUAAAGAAUGGUCGUAUUAACAAGGAGAGGCAGUUCAAGGUCAAAGACCAAGGCGGGUUCUUCCAAUCAAACAGCGUGCUGAAAACUAAGCUUUGGAUCUCAAAACGUGAAUACCGAAAAUGGAGACGCCGGCGUGAAAAUGGCGAGAACGAAGAGCCUGAUGAAGAAACAGCCGUUAUUGAGCGACCGCAGAUUCGGUACGAAGUCCAUGUGCCAACACCACAGACCAGCUUCCUUGCAUACAGCGCCAUGGAAAAACGAGACACCGUUUCUUUAAAAAAACAGUUUGAUCACCGUGGCAGACUUUACAGAGAUAUGCAAAAAAAUAACCACCGCAAGGAAAUUAUUAGUGAAAUGUAUGACGAAUUUAAUAUCAUGAACGAUAACGAGAGCUUUUCUGACAAAGAAGAAGAAUGCGUUGAUGAUGAUGGUGUCGAUGAAGUUAGAGAGAAGGGCUACGCUAUAUCGCUAGAGGACUUGAUAGUUCACACGAACAGAGCCGCCCGUGUGUUGCGACAGAAAUGGCCCUUAUCAAAUGGUUGCGAUAUUUCUGUGACAAGUAAAUGCAAUACAAAUAAUAAGAAAGGACACAUUGUAAUUUUGAAUAAUAUGCAGAAAGAUCCAGUCCACGAAGGAGCACGUGAGAAAACAGCAGCUGUUAAACUAACAGAUGUAGACACGCUGCACGUUAGCGUGGUUCUAAAGAACGAAGAAACUGUCCCUAAAAAAAUGACUCAAAUGUUUGGAAACGAUUACGUUGAAGGUAGUUGCUUUCCUAGAAAAUUCGUUUUGAAUAUAUCAAAUCGAGUGUCAUCGUGUCCUACAUUCAGGAAUAGCGAGGGAUUUUUCAACGCAUUUCUUGUUUUUAUUCAAGACACCGAAAAGGAAAUAAAUAAUAUAAACGAAACUGUAUACAAAUUGCACAUUAACGCUGAUUUCAGGAGGGGUAUUAAGAGUUUGAAAAUAGAAACCAUCUUUGAUAACAUUGAAACAAAUAUUGAAGAAAUAAUAGAACGAACGUUAUUUUACAUUGAAACACUCCCAGUGGAUUCUGUUAACAUGGAAACGACAAGAUCAGACUUCAAAACGUUUCAAAAGACCUCGACUCUGGAAGAAUGCAAUAAGUGGGUGUCCCAGUCCUAUCGACCCAACAACCAAACUGUUCUAAAAUGGCUCAUCAAAGAAACGACAAACUUCGAGGAAGCCGAAAAAGAUGGGUUCGACGUGUUAAAUUAUUUUGACGAGAUCUUUAAGGAUGACGCAACUGAUGUGUCAACUCUAACAGACCGAUUCUGCUCCGUGUGUUUCGAGUUACUUUGUUCAGAACGAUCCGGGACCGCGCUGAUGUCAUGUCACCAUUGGUUUUGUGACUCGUGUUGGCUUUUGCAUUUGUCCACUCAGAUUGAACUUGGCGCCCUUGAUCUCGGAUGCCCUGAAUAUGGUUGCGAUAGGAAAGUGGACGUGGGUACCUUAAUAUCAUUGGUGAAUCUUCGUGACGUCAUAAGGUACGCACGUAAACGCCAUAAUACCCACAUCGAACAGAAUGAAUUGAUGAAAUGGUGCCCGAAUUCUACAUGUGGGCGCGUGAUUAUGGUCAACAGCGUGGAUAACAAACUAUCGAAGUGUGCAUGCGGUGGGCGGUACUGCUUUGACUGUUUAAGAUUGUUUCAUUGGCCGGCUUCGUGCUCUGAUUUCAAGGAAUACAUUCAGAAGAUGAAGAUAAACGGCGAUAUAUAUGUUCUUCCAUCGGAUCAUGUGACCGCUUUCAUAGCAAACGGAAAGUACUGUCCCAAUUGUCAUCAAUUUGUAGAGAGAAAAGUAGGAUGUGGGUUUACGGUAUGUGUCUGCCAUGUAGCGUUUUGUUGGGGCUGUGGAAAGUCAUGGGACGGUAACGUUCAUGACACCGACUGCCAUACCUAUAGCUUAAGAGGUUAUAAUACUAAGAAAAUAAAAGUCGCCGAGUAUCCAACCGAAGUACGAAAAAGGCACGGAUGGUAUAAGGUAGCUAUAAAACAUCACAUCAACCAGCAUCCUACCAGAAAGUCGCGCAUGAACCGAGCCUUGAAGGUGUUGACGAAGUCAGUCCAAGGAGAGCUUGGAAGGCGGAUCCAGGCUGGUCAGCGGGUCGUCGUGGAGGGACAGGAAGUGGAACUCGGCAACUCGUUCUCUGUCAGCCAGACGCUACUGCGAAACACGCUCGACAUGUACGUGGAGGUGAAUAAUAUCGUCGAAAACACUUCCGUUUUGUUGAACGUCGGCUGCAUCGCGGAUAAGGAACGCCUGAAACUGCGGUGCAUCAGUCGGCGACUGUCUGCGUUCGCGGAUGUAAUCUAUGAGCUUUUCAUGAAUUAUUCGGAGAGAAAUGCUGAAGUUGGGGCGCUUCUGGACAGGCUCCUAAAAGUACGUGAACAUGUCCGACGUUGUGUACAGAGCGUAUCGACCACAGUGAAGACUUUGUAAAUGAUGGAACCUUAUCGAUGUGUGCAGAGCGUAUCGGCUACUGUGAAAACCUUCUAAAUGAUGGGACCUUAUCGAUGCGUGCAGGGCGUAUCGGCUAUUCUGGAGGCAGUAUAGAUGAUAAAACCUUGCCGAUGUGUGCAAGAAAAGACAUUUCUUUAGCAUUUCACUGGUAUUAUGAACAACAAGUAAAGACCUGGGUUGGACAGAUGGGCACAAACGGUCUUAGAUACAGACGUAGACGCUACGCCUCGUUUUGAAAGUAAACAACAUGUCCCAGGAUGAUGUUUUGCUAUUUGUAUUAUACUUUUUAUCUAAAAUGGCAUAUAAUGCAAACAAAAUUAUUACCACAUAAUUUUGUUUGAAUUCAAUAGUGUUAGUUAUGAUUUCAAAAUGUUCGAUAUCAAGCAAUAACCAGUCUGAAUAAGUUUAAAAGUGUAUUUAUUUCAAAAUCUUACUUACCCAACCAGCGUUAGCGAUUAACUUCGCCAUGCGGGACGUGCUAUACGCACUUUUUUCUGAGGACCACUCGUUUUCAAACACGAGGCCGUUAAUCACGUGCGCUUAUUCAUUAAUAAACGACCCAAUGCUACUACCGUGGUGACCCUAAGGACAGGGUGUUUUGAAAAUACACGGAGAAUUCUACAGGGUGAGCAGGUUUAACAUGUUUUUUAAAACAUAUUUCGCAUUAGUUUAUAACUCGAGCGAUGUAGUGCGAUUCAGCGAAAAUUUAUUCAACCACAAAUUUGCGUAAACAUACAAUUACAGCCGAUUCGGAAACGUUAAGAUCUUAUGCUGUGACAAGGUGCAGAUUUUAAAAGCAAAUCGAUGUUUUCUGAAAUUGCCACCCAAUUUAAUCGCAUUCGAAAUCAAACAAUUGCUUUGAACGUAAACAAGAUGCUGUAUUCACAGAAAUAAAACUGGCGCCUUUUCAAACAUACAGAUAAUUUUGGAUUAUUCCAAAAGAAAUUGAGCAAAUGCCAAGGAGGUGGCGUUAAAACACAAAAGGUGGCGCCAAUGCACAAUAUAUGAAUAAACGGUCGUAUCGAUAACAUCAAUAAAGGCCGGUAUUUCAUCGGUAUGUAGAUACAUGGACACCCUUAAGUUGUUCAAUGUUUAAUUGUCCUAUCUUACACAGAUACACGUUUAAACCCGCCAGUACAUUGUGAAAAACUAGCUGUUCUGUCAAAACCGUUCGCGAGUCAAAGUAUAGAUUUGACAAUUUAAAAAGUCAACUUACAAAUUUAGGUAAUGGUAACAUAAAACAUAGAAACCGUUACAUAAAUAUGUCACUUUAUAAAAGCUGAACAUGUGCAUUGACGUUACCUCCUGUUCUUAGCGCCACCUCCUAGGCUCAAUAUCUUUUGGAAUCGGCACGAGGCCAAUGUUUUAGUGAAUGAAGCAACUUGCGCGUGUCACCCUUAACAACGUUCCAUAUUGAAUUCGCCUUUCACUGACAUACUUGAAGCUGUCAAACAUAUUUUUCUCUGUAAUCGUAUCAGCCAAAUUGCACAUAGGCAGCCGAAUACACGCCGUCAACAUAAUUAACUCUUUCUGUCAUAGAAUAAUUAUACCCUCAGCGACCGUAGCGCUGUAGAUACAGCGUAAACGACUUGUCUUUAAUUUAUAGAAACAGUUUCCACAAUACAAAAAAAACACUACCAAUAUUUAGACAAAAAGUAAAUAUCUCUCUUUUCUUCAAGUUCUCUGAGCUACGAAGUUUUUAUUCAGCAAUCAAAUUGUAAAGCCCACGCUUUCCCCGAGAAUGGAAGUAUAAUUUUCGAAUGCUUUUACUAAGGACAAAUGACUUACGCGAAAUACAUGCGAUCCCUCCGUGUUUAUAAUUGGAUAUAAUUUUAAACUUUACGUGAACGAUAAAACUCGGUUAUGCUUGUCGGAUUACAAAUUUAAUUAUAUGCAUUUGAAUACUGGCAUGGAAUAAUGUUUAUUGUUAUACCAAUUAUUAUAUAUAUGUAUUGUAUAUAUAUGUAUCAUGUAUGAAUCUCCUGACAAAUUUUAUAUCGCGAUCCGGAUAUAUAAGAUGUUAACAGUUCUUUGUUUAAGAUAUUACAACAUGUAUAUGUUUCAGUGUUUGUAAUUAGAAGAAGAACAAAUCAAGCUUU
Dreissena polymorpha is the source of this 5056-nucleotide messenger RNA. RefSeq lists its product as uncharacterized. Lineage: Eukaryota; Metazoa; Mollusca; Bivalvia; Myida; Dreissenidae. Gene Ontology annotation, molecular function: zinc ion binding; ubiquitin protein ligase activity; ubiquitin conjugating enzyme binding. Gene Ontology annotation, cellular component: ubiquitin ligase complex; cytosol; Golgi apparatus. The record is from RefSeq and is a predicted model, not a curated record. Gene Ontology annotation, biological process: ubiquitin-dependent protein catabolic process; autophagy of mitochondrion; protein polyubiquitination. The transcript is spliced from 2 exons. Bases 129 to 2936 code for a protein of 935 amino acids.